UAACCCUAUCGUAGUACAGUCAGAAAUGAGCCCUAUUACGGCGAUCGUAUAGAUUGGUGUGCAUUUGGAUGUGGAUUUAUUCAACGCUGGUUAGUGCGGUAGCGUGUCUCUAUCACGAGUGUACGAAACCGACGUUCACACCUUCUCCAUGACUCCGCACUGCUGGUCGACGGUACACUAGUAAACGAAAUAACAUAUGCAAAUGUAAUUUUAAAGUGCUCAGAAAUAUUCGUGUGAAAUUGCCCUGUAUAUAGCGCCGGACAACAACCGCCACCGAAGAACUACUUCUUUUUUAACAUGCCGAAUAUCAACUUUUGGUAACGAAGAAGAAGAAAACAGCAGAAGAAGAACAAAUAACCCGCAAGUCCGUUUUGAUCAGAGAGUUCCGAAACUGUCGGGUAAAGAAUAAAGAAUUCAUUCGAUGAUAGAAGUUAGACGCGAAAAAGUAUGCUAGGUCCGUCGUGGAAGAGUUAUUUCUCUGUCACACAAUUCUCGCUCAAACAUGACAGACCGGUUGCUUUCAUAGUAUCUCAGUGGCAACAUGACAAAACUACCCCGAAUUUUCGGUACCUUAUUAUAAGGCUGUCGAUUUUGAUCUUCUUUUUCGUGUCGUGGGUAUUCACCUUCAUAGGAGGAGACGAAUUUCCUCGUUCUGCAAAAUGGCCGAUUUUUCUAACAAACUGGGGAUUUACCUUAUGCACCCUACAAGCCCUGGUAGCUGCAGGGAUGCUUUCCGUAGCGGUACUAGCGGAAAGAUUGCCAAGCAAAUCGCACUGGAGAGAAAAAGCACUGACACUUUACCCGUUCUACUGGGUCCUAAAUGGCAUCGCGACAUCUGUCGCAUUUACCGUCACCAUUAUGUACUGGGCGAUCAUUUACAACGCCGAACAUGCGAGGUUUGAUGCAAUGAAUUUUUUGGUACACGCGGCCAACUCGAUCUUGAUGUUCGUCGAUUUAUGGCUUGUUUCCCAUCCAAUCAGAAUACUGCAUUUUUUGUACCCGUUGUUACUGAGUCUUGCGUACACCAUUUUUACCAUUAUUUAUUUUGUCUCAGGAGGAUUGUCGAGGGACGGGACACCAUACAUCUACCCGAUUUUGAAAUGGGAUAAUCCAGGAUCGACGACGCUGGUGUGUUUAGGUGUGAUGGCGUUCCUACUAUUUCUGCAUUUAUGUACAUACUUCGUGUACCUGUUACGUUUGAAGAUUUACGAAAUUUUAUUUUUGCCAAAAAUGGAGCCGCCUAAAUCUUCACCAAAAGGUUAUGUUAAUGAAGGCAUGGCUAAUGAUACUGUGUAAAAUUUAUAAGCCCAAAUUUUGUAUCGAUGAUAUUGUGAUAAUUAGCGAUGGAAGAGUUACCUAAGAGAACCUAAAACAUAUGAUAUAGGAUACCGUUAGACGUUCCAAACUUACAUCCUUUUUCCGAAUUGUGAAUGAAGCGUGGGGAUCUUAAAAAGAGUACAGCUGGAGGUUAAUUAGAAAAAAAAAGCUUCUCAAUUUUGGGGCCAAAGAUAUGCUCUCUACCAACCAAAACUUUUGCGGAGUGCAAAACAAAAGGCAUUUUUUCAUCUUCAUCUUUUGUUCACUUUCGCAAGCGUUUGUUGGUUUUUCGCGAUCUCCAGACGUAAAAUAGGCUCACAGUUUUCUUAGAAAUCACAUGCGAAUAACCAUAUAUUGUCCAAAAUCAAAAGCCAGCAAUGUUGGUACGUACAGAUUUGUAAUUGUAAUUUGUUUGUAAUCGACAUUUAAUCUGUAUAAAAAAAUAAAGAGAUAUGAAACGUU
Cylas formicarius (sweet potato weevil) is the source of this 1779-nucleotide messenger RNA. RefSeq names its product protein rolling stone-like. The record is from RefSeq and is a predicted model, not a curated record. The transcript has 5 exons. NCBI's taxonomy places the organism in Eukaryota, Metazoa, Arthropoda, Insecta, Coleoptera, Brentidae. Gene Ontology annotation, cellular component: membrane. The coding region runs from base 448 to 1296 and encodes 282 amino acids.